This is a messenger RNA of Diorhabda sublineata, 3845 nucleotides long. RefSeq names its product inositol-3-phosphate synthase 1-A. The record is from RefSeq and is a predicted model, not a curated record. NCBI's taxonomy places the organism in Eukaryota, Metazoa, Arthropoda, Insecta, Coleoptera, Chrysomelidae. Gene Ontology annotation, biological process: phospholipid biosynthetic process; inositol biosynthetic process. The transcript has 7 exons. Gene Ontology annotation, cellular component: cytoplasm. Gene Ontology annotation, molecular function: inositol-3-phosphate synthase activity. Bases 109 to 1698 code for a protein of 529 amino acids.
ACUUUGAUAACAUUCUCCAAACUUGACUACCUAAAUUUCAAGCUCAUACUAUUUUCGCCGGUAAUACGUCGCUCAACUGGAUGCUUCUGAGAACCGAUAGAUUUUAUUAUGGAUAUUGUGGUGAAUAGUGAAAACGUAAAAUAUACCAAUGAUUAUAUCGAAAGUCAUUAUGCUUACAAAUAUAAUAAAACUGAAAAAAUUGGAGAUAUUAUAGAGGUUACGCCGCUUUCGGAAAAAUUGGUAUUUAGAACAUCAAGAAAAAUACCCAAAUUGGGUGUUAUGUUAGUUGGAUGGGGUGGGAAUAACGGAUCUACAUUUACGGCAGCUGUUAUAGCUAAUAAACUUAAAUUAUCAUGGCCGACUAAAAAACACGUUCAAAAAGCUAACUGGUAUGGAUCCAUUACACAAACUGCAACCGUAUGCGUGGGCGAUGAAAUAUACGUACCCAUUUCAAAAUUAUUACCCAUGGUACAUCCAGACGAUAUAGUGAUCGAUGGUUGGGAUAUUAGCGCAUGUAAUUUGGCCGAGUCUAUGGAAAGAGCUCAAGUAUUGGACUUAUCUUUGAGAGAACAAUUAAGACCGUAUUUGGAACCGAUGAAACCGAGACCUUCAGUUUACGUACCCGAGUUUAUUGCUGCCAAUCAGAAAUCGCGAGUAGACAACAUCAUCCCGGGUAACAGAAAAGAACAACUGGAAAAAAUCAAAUCGGAUAUCGAAGAAUUCAAACAAACGAACAAUUUGGAUGAAGUAAUCGUUUUAUGGACGGCGAACACCGAAUGUUUCAGCGAAAUCGUUGAAGGUAUCAACGACACAGCUGAAAAUAUCAAAAUGGCAAUUCUAUCCGAUAACAAGAACAUACCUCCUUCGGUAUUAUUCGCUUACGCUGCUAUAUCUGCAGGAUGUACUUACAUCAACGGUUCACCACAAAACACUUUCGUACCCGGAAUAGUAGAUUUUGCAGAGAAAGAAGGCGUCUUCAUAGCCGGAGACGAUUUCAAAUCCGGUCAAACGAAAAUUAAGAGCGUACUUGUUGAUUUUUUGAUCGGAGCCGGUAUUAAACCAGUCAGUAUUGUCAGUUAUAAUCAUCUCGGAAAUAACGACGGAAAGAAUCUGUCAGCUCCGGAGCAGUUUAGAUCAAAAGAAAUAUCUAAAAGUAACGUUGUAGACGAUAUGGUUAAUUCAAACGAUAUUCUUUACGCACCGGGAGAAAAACCUGACCACGUAGUUGUAAUUAAAUACGUUCCUUUCGUUGGUGAUUCUAAAAGGGCGUUAGACGAAUACACCUCGGAAAUAAUGAUGGGCGGUCUGAAUACAAUUGUCAUUCACAACACUUGCGAGGAUUCCUUGUUGGCUACCCCUAUUAUUCUCGAUUUGAUUAUCUUAGCAGAUAUUUUCUCUCGUAUCAAAGUUAAAAGAGAAGAAGAUCCAGAUGAAGAUUAUAACGGUUUUCAUGUGGUUUUAUCGAUUUUGAGUUAUCUUUGCAAAGCACCUAUGGUACCGAAACAUACACCGGUAGUUAAUGCUCUUAAUAAACAGAGGGCGUGCAUCGAAAAUGUUUUAAAAGCCUGUAUAGGUUUGGCACCUGAAAAUAAUAUGACUUUGGAACACAAGGUGCCCUUUUUAAUGCAGAAACAAGAAAAAUUAAACAAGGAAUCCAAAGAAUUAAAAGUAGAGAAAAUGGAACAAUUGAGUAAUUAAUAGAAUGUGUGGAUUAUUUUUAUAAUUUAAAAAAAAAGUGGUUGAGAAUGCUGUAUAUUAAUUCGUAGAUCUGACGGUAUUCUUUAGGUAUAAAUUAUUUAUACAUUAUUUUGGAUGUUCUAAGUGAAAUUUUGGAUUUUCUGGAUUUCAUUUUACCAGAAAUUACCUUCUUCUAGUUAAAUUUAUUCGUAAAAUUUAUUUUUGAUUCCAAUUUAGCAAAAAAGGCUCUUUAUCUUGUGACAUGUUGGCUUUUCUGAAUUUAACUUGGUGUGAUUCUGUCAAAAAUGGCAUUCAUAGGUCUAAUAUGAUUUUUGGGUUUGAAUUAAUUGGCUUAAGAAAUGUUUUAAGCCAUAUUUUACCUCAAAUUACCUUUUUUGAGUUGAAUUUGACAACAAAAUUAUUUUAAUGAGUUCAAUUUAUCUAGAAAUGUCCAAAUUUGUCUUGUAUAAGUUUAAGUUGGCCAAAAAUUUGCCUUUUUAAGAGAAAUUUUUUUCAAAAAUGGCUUUUAGUCUGAUUUGGUCAAAAUUUAUCAACUUUGAGAGAAAUUUUGUCAGAAAACAUGUUUUCUAAGUUAAAUUUACUGAAAUUUUGGUAUUUUUGUGAUUUAAUUUGGCUAAAUAACCAAACAAUGGCUUUUCUGUAUUCAAUUUGCCUAAAAAAUGGAAUUAAUUGGCUUAAAAAAUGUUUCAAACCAUAUUUCACCUCAAAUUAUCUUUUUAGGUUUUUCGAAAAAAUUCAUUUCUAAUUCGAAUUAAGCAAAAAGGGUUUUUUUCUUGCGACAUUUUGGCUUUUCUGAGUUUCACCUAGUGAGAUUUUGUAAAAAUGGUAUUCAUAUGUCAAAAAAUUGAAUUAAUUGGCUUGAAAAAUGAUGUUUUUGACCAAAUUACCUAUUUCGAGUUAAAUUCAUCAUAAACAUUUAUUUCUGAUUCAAAUUUAGCAAAAAGUGGUUUUCUUCAUGUGACAUUUUGGCAUUUCUGAGCUUAACUUAAUGACAUUUUUUCAAAAAAGGCAUUCAUUGGUCUAAUUUGGUCAAAAAAUUGAAUCAAUUGGCUUGAGAAUUAAUGUUUUAAACCAUAUUAUAUCUAAAAUUACUUUUAUCAAUUUGGCCAUAUAACUCGUUUUUGAGUUUAAUUAAUCAAAAAUGUGUAAAUUUGCCUUUUUCGAUGGAUUUUUUUUCAAAAAUGGCUUUUAUAAGUCUAAUUUGGUCAAAAUUUGAGUGUAAUUUUGCUGAAAAAUGUGUUUUUGAGUUAAAUUUAAUGAAAUUCUAAUAUUUUUAUAAUUUAAUUUGUCCAAACAACCAAAGAAAGGCUUUUCUGAAUUCAAUUUGGCCAGAAAAUGAACAAAAACUGGCUUCUUUUAAAUUGAUUUAUUAAAAAACUGACUAAAAUUUAAUUUGGACAAACAUUGGUAUCUUGUAAUGGAACUGUUCGUCUACUAAUUUAAAUUUUGGUUAAAAGAUAAUCAAAUUUAGUCGAAUAAUGGCUAGUUUGGUCAAAUAUUGAUUUUUCAUUUCAGUUUGGCGAAAAAAUUUGUCUUUUUUUUGAGUUUAAACGAUCCCACAAUGUUUUAUUAUUAAGUUUCAUUUCUUCGAAAAUUUGCUCCUAUGUAUUUAAUUUGAUAAACAACUGGCUUCUCUCAAUUCAUUAUUUAAUUGAAAAAUUGCUUUUCCAAGUCAAAUUUACUCAACAAAGACUGAAAUAUGUCAACUUUUUUGAGUUUUCUUUAUUAAAAAAUUUUUUCUAAGAAAAAGUCAAAUUCAGUUUAUAAAAGGCUUCUCUGAAUCAAAUAUUUGGUUAAAAAAAUGGCCAAAAAUUAUUCUAAAUGAUAUUUCAUUAAAGAUUCUACCUUUUAAGUUUUAUUUACCCCAAAAAAUCGUUUUAUAUCAAUAAUUCUAAUUUAAACGACAAUUGGCUGUUUCGAAUUUAAUAAGUGGUCAAACAACGGUACAUUUUGGCGAAAAUAAAUGUUUUUGAGCUUAAUACAAUCAGUAAUUCAGUUCCCAACUUUGAAUACUGGUCUGAAUCCGAAUUUACAUAAUUCUUGACCACCCUUUAUAUGUUAUGUAUCGAACACGAUUGUUUUGUAUAAUAAAACAUUUUAAUCUGUUUAAUUAUUUCAAAGUAUUAAAUAAAUCCAAUUUACAAAGA